Mollisia scopiformis is the source of this 858-nucleotide messenger RNA. RefSeq lists its product as uncharacterized. Lineage: Eukaryota; Fungi; Ascomycota; Leotiomycetes; Helotiales; Mollisiaceae. The transcript has 5 exons. The record is from RefSeq and is a predicted model, not a curated record. Bases 186 to 677 code for a protein of 163 amino acids.
AGUUGAGAGCAACUGAUAGAAUAAUGGCCUUGAGGACCUAGUAAAUAUUUGUGACAAGUGUUGGAAGUUGGUGGCAUGAAUGUUGGAAUCCAAGGACCGUUCGCUAGCCGCGUCCUCAUCUUUUGUCGUUUCCAUUUCCACUUCUUUGCAAACUUUCACAAAAUCAACAUCACAACACAGAAAAUAUGGCACCCAAGGAUUCCAUAUCGCAAGCAGAAAUCUGGGAUGAUUCCGCACUCGUUGAUUCCUGGAACGAUGCUCUGGAAGAGUACAAAAAAUAUCACAGCAUCAACGCUCGAGGGGAAAACGUUGAUAAAAUCCUCAACGAGGCGCAACAGCCAAACACUGCAAGGGGCGAGGAGUUGGCUUAUGAGGACGGGGAAGUCGACGAGCCUCUGGUCAAUGAUCCUCUUGCCAAGAAGAAUAUUUCCGAACAAACAGGUCAUCAUGACACAAAGUCAGUCGAGGAGCACGUUCAAGCAAGAGAAGAGAGUCUCUCGGUCCCGGAACAAGCAUCAUCCAGAUCGCCAGCGCUGCCCCAACAUCUAAUCGGUCAAGUCCAUGAUGAAGGCCUGAAGAAUCUUUUGAUGUCGUGGUACUACGCCGGUUACUAUACAGGGUUGUAUGAGGGUCGGCAAGAGUCAAAGACAAGCACGAGUGCCAAGCAUGAAGCAUGAGAUGGAACCUCCACCCUUGAACCGACCAUCUGUGACAGUGACAGUUUGGACCAUCUGAUAGUGCCUCCGUCCCGCGGGCGUCCGAGCGAUCGUUUGCACUUGACAUCUGUCAACGACAUGGGAUAGGUUCGGCGUUGUUGAAGAGAAACAGAGAGAGCAUCCCUUUUGGUCUGAGCAUGCG